AUCUUUCCACGUAUGCUAUCUCUGGUCUAGUCAUAAGCGGUUGGUGCUGUCUGUCGUCCACGAAGGACGUUGUUCGUGUUAAACUUUAACUCGGGAGGUUGGUUUAUAGAUUUUAAUUCUCCCUCAGCCGAUAGCAUCCCGAGGAGCUGGAGGAGAGGUGUACGGAGAGAGAAGAAGCUCAGACUGACAGUUGGGGCAGUUUAAGGAAUGAGGAUAUACCAGUCAGAAUAAUGACGGAGAAGAUAAAGUGAGAGAGAAACGACACCGUAGAGAAAUACACUCAGCCACGCGAUCCUUCCUCUGUUAUGGAUCAAGAAGAAGCUGCAGCUCGGGAGGAUGCAGACUCACAGCUGAUAUACAGGAUAGAGCGUCCAGUCUACAAUGAAAGCUUCAUCCGGUCGCAGCUUCUCCACCGCAAAGAGAACUCCAUCAGCCUUCGACAGAGGCUGGCACAACAGUUCCAAUGUUCAUCAGAGAAGGCCAAGGCGGUAGUUUUGAGUUUCCUUCCUAUUCUGACAUGGCUGCCAUCUUAUUCAGUCAAGCAGUGCCUGUUUUCAGAUGUGGUCUCAGGUCUCAGCACAGGAGUUGUCCAGCUCCCUCAAGGUCUAGCCUAUGCUAUGUUGGCUGCUGUGCCUCCAGUUUAUGGUCUGUACUCCUCGUUCUACCCAGUCCUGCUCUACACCUUCUUUGGAACGUCUAGACACAUAUCGAUAGGCACCUUUGCAGUGAUAAGUCUGAUGAUUGGAGGUGUUGCAGUGAGGGAGGCUCCAGACUCCGACUUUUUUGCCCUGCCUGCCAACGGAUCCAACACGUCUGCCAUCCUGGACGUGGCGGCUCGAGAUGCCAGGAGGGUGCAGGUGGCUGUUGUACUCACAACGCUGGUGGGAAUCAUUCAGUUUGUUUUAGGUCUCCUCAGGUUCGGCUUUGUGGCGAUCUACCUCACAGAGCCCCUGGUGCGAGGCUUCACUACAGCAGCGUCUGUGCACGUCGUGGUCUCUCAGCUGAAGUACCUGCUGGGCGUGAAAACAAAGCGCUUCAGUGGGCCCCUCUCUGUUAUUUAUAGUGUCAAAGCUGUAGUCAGUGACAUCACAAGCACCAAUGUCGCCACACUCAUCCUGGGCCUCGGGUGCUUCAUCUUCCUGUACGUGGUCAAAGUCCUCAAUGAGCGCUUCAAGAAGAAACUUCCUAUUCCCAUUCCUGGUGAGAUUAUCGUGGUCAUCGUGUCAACUGGGGUCUCGUAUGGCAUGUCCUUAUCAGGCAACUACAAGGUGGAUGUUGUCGGGGAGAUUCCAACAGGGCUUCUCCCUCCUACCGUCCCAGAGUUCUCGCUGUUACCCAAUUUGGUUGCAGAUGCAUUUGCUGUAGCAAUUGUAGGAUUCUCAAUGGGCAUCUCGCUCUCGAAGAUCUUUGCCCUGAAGCACGGCUACAGCGUCGACGGCAACCAGGAGCUGAUUGCACAUGGCCUGUGUAACUUCAUCAGUUCUUUCUUCCAAACCUUUGCCAUCACAUGCUCCAUGUCAAGGAGCCUGGUGCAGGAGAGCACUGGCGGAAAAACGCAGAUUGCAGGGUUGCUGUCAUCUCUCGUGGUGCUGCUGGUGGUGGUUGCCAUCGGUUUUGUCUUCGAGCCGCUCCCUCAGACUGCGCUGGCUGCCAUCAUCAUGGUUAACCUCCUGGGGAUGUUCAAACAGUUCAGAGACAUUCCUGCUCUGUGGAGGAGCAGCAAGAUUGAACUGGCCAUCUGGCUGGUUGCCUUUGUAGCGUCUGUGCUGUUGGGCCUGGAUUACGGCCUCUUGGUAGCCAUUGCAUUCGCCAUGCUAACAGUCAUCUACAGAACACAGAGCCCUAAAAGUGCAGUCCUGGGCCACGUGCCCGGCACAGGGCUGUACUGCGCUGUGGAUGAGUAUGAAGAGGCGGCUGAAUAUGAAGGGAUUAAGAUUUUCCACUCCAACUCUUCAAUCUACUUUGCUAACAGUGACCUUUAUGUGAACGCCCUCAAGGAGAAGACAGGAGUAAACCCCGAGCACUUACAAGCUGCCUGGAAAGUGCAAAAGAAACAGAAGGAGAAGGCAAAUGGCAACAACAACUCCCCACUGAACGUUUGCGCAAAGUAUAAGGAGCAGGGAGUGACUCAUGAGGUUUUAACUCAAAACAACGUGGUGGAGGAGCAGAUGAACGGCCAGAUGGAGGACAGACACGGCGAGUCAGACUUAGAAGAGGCUGUCUUUAUUGAACCUCUCAGCAAUGUCCACUCCAUCAUCCUGGACUGGACGUCCGCCUGCUUCAUCGAUUCCGUGGGAGCCAAAGCCAUUAAACAGGUCAUUAAGGAAUACGCAGCUGUGGACGUUAAAGUGGUCAUAGCCGGCUGCAGCAGAAGCCUACUGUCUGAGCUGGAUGCCUUACAGUUUUUCACUGGGAUAGUGACUCCAGAGAUGGUGUUCCCCACUGUCCAUGACGCUGUGCUGCAAAUUCUCGCCGGCCGGCUGUCCCGACCAAUGAAACGACCUGACAGUAGAAGACACCUGUCAUCUGGGACAAAUCACAGCAAGGAAGUGGAUGGCAGACUUGGGAGUACCUGCACCCGCCUGUAGGUGCUAUGAACUUGUGAUGUUCCAGCAUCAUGAUAGUGAUGACCUGAACAAUCAUUCAUACUGAAUAGAGGAGGGUUUGUAACCCAGGUGGAUGACCUCCCACCCAACCCUCACAAGAUUCUGACAACUUUAUUAAAUUAAAAUGCCCAGAACAGUGAGACACAA
Molecule: messenger RNA, 2753 nt
Organism: Scatophagus argus
Lineage: Eukaryota; Metazoa; Chordata; Actinopteri; Scatophagidae
Gene: slc26a5
Product: solute carrier family 26 member 5
Exons: 18
Coding region: 306-2588 (760 amino acids)
Biological process (GO): transmembrane transport
Cellular component (GO): membrane
Molecular function (GO): chloride transmembrane transporter activity; oxalate transmembrane transporter activity; secondary active sulfate transmembrane transporter activity
Source: RefSeq, a predicted model, not a curated record